Molecule: messenger RNA, 1703 nt
Organism: Xiphophorus couchianus (Monterrey platyfish)
Lineage: Eukaryota; Metazoa; Chordata; Actinopteri; Cyprinodontiformes; Poeciliidae
Gene: lhx8a
Product: LIM homeobox 8a
Exons: 8
Coding region: 228-1262 (344 amino acids)
Biological process (GO): forebrain neuron development; regulation of transcription by RNA polymerase II; neuron differentiation
Cellular component (GO): nucleus
Molecular function (GO): RNA polymerase II transcription regulatory region sequence-specific DNA binding; DNA-binding transcription factor activity, RNA polymerase II-specific
Source: RefSeq, a predicted model, not a curated record
AUGGUCAAUGUCUCAACCAAAACAAUGGCCUUUACGUAUUGUUAAUAAACGACAGCAAUAAGCACUUUCACGUUUUUUUUUUUGUUUUUGUUUUUUUUUUUUCGUUUUCCACUAUGGGUCGUUAUUAAUUAAUGUAAGCGACCAGGUCACAGAGGAAACAUUAGGAGGACGUCAGCUUACAUGUUCAUUUAGGGUGGUACGUCCUCUGGACUUGUGGCACACACACCAUGUCGGAGGGAGACACAUUCACAGAGGAGGAUAUUUUCUCUCAGCUGCACCAGGAAAACGCCUUUUACGACACAGGUUCUUCUGGGGCUGAUGAUAUUUUUGAAGAAGACUCCUACUCUCCUUCCUCUCUCUCAUCUUCCUCCUUGCCAUCUGUCCCUCCAUCUACAUCCCACCAGGUGAAGAUCGCUUGCGCCUCCUGUGGGCAAGAAAUUGUGGACAGAUACCUUCUCAAGGUGAACGACUUGUGCUGGCACAUGACAUGUCUCGCAUGCAGUGUAUGUAAAACGUCACUGGGGCGACACGUGAGCUGUUAUGUGAAAGACAAGCAGGUUUUCUGCAAACUUGACUACUUCAGGAGGUAUGGCACUCGUUGUGCACGUUGUGGCCGGAACAUCCAUUCUACUGACUGGGUGCGUCGUGCAAGAGGAAGCACCUUCCACUUGGCGUGUUUCUCCUGCUCCUCAUGUAAGCGGCAGCUCUCUACUGGAGAGGAAUGUGGACUGGUGGAGAACAGGGUCUUCUGUCGAAGUCACUAUGACAUAAUGAUGGAGAAUCUCAAACGUGCUAAGGAGAAUGAGCAACCAAAAUUGGACGAUGACCUGGCCAACCAAGAUGAUCCAAGUGCAAUUCCCCGACCAGCAAAGAGGGCCAGGACCAGCUUCACUGCUGACCAGUUACAGGUGAUGCAAACCCAGUUUGCUAAAGAUAAUAACCCAGAUGCUCAGACUCUGCAGAAGCUGGCAGAGAGGACAGGUCUUAGCCGCAGAGUAAUUCAGGUUUGGUUUCAGAAUUGUCGAGCUCGUCAAAAGAAACACAUUGGCCCAAUUCAGCCCUCUUCAGCCAUGAUGACAUCACUUGGUCCUACUCAGCUUACUCCACCUUCGAUGGAGGAUCUACAAUAUACAACCUAUCUUUCUCCUGACACACCACUUCUUACUACUCUGACUUAUAUGGAAGUUCAAACUCCGGACCAACUUUUGCUUCAGCCGCUCAUGUCAAAUUCACUGACACAGCUCCCAAUCAGCCACUCCUGAAUACCAUUACAUAGAAAAUGAGUCUGAGGUUGAAGAGAUACUCUAGUGGAAAUCAGUUAUUUGUUUAUAAAUGUCUUUACAGAUGUGUAAGGGGUGAAUGGGUAACUACCGUAUAAGAUAAGAGCACUAAACUGCCAAUAUCACUUGGUCACUGUAGAAAGAAAGAAUAAACUGGUAAAGUCAAUGAAUUAAUUUAACUUAUUCAUGGAGUCACAUGAGAAGUUGUUAAAAUAUUAAUGUUUUCAAGAUGAAACUUCUGUUUAUAUGUAUGUUAUGAAUUUUUGUGUAUUUAAUUUAUCAAAAUAUAUGAAAUCUGGCACUUUGUUAUUGAAUAUAAAAUUACUUUAGUUUUGUAUGCAUUUGCUUUUGCUAAGAAUGUAAAGAGAAUGUCAGCAGUUACAAUGUGGAAAUUAAAUGGUUUGAUUUUUCUUCGUAUUGAAA